Messenger RNA from Tetranychus urticae (two-spotted spider mite), 1240 nucleotides. Its product is annotated as pfs47 receptor-like. The record is from RefSeq and is a predicted model, not a curated record. NCBI's taxonomy places the organism in Eukaryota, Metazoa, Arthropoda, Arachnida, Trombidiformes, Tetranychidae.
UGUACACAUUUGCAUGAUUAAGUUUACAGUUUUUUAACUUUAUUCAUAUUUAUCUUCGUGGAAACAUGAUUGUUUGUAUUGUAACAAAAAUAACGCCUAAUAAAUAUUAUUUACUCUGAAAACAAAUUAAGUUUCAUCAUUAUUUAUGAUUUACGAUAAAAAGUUGUGGGGCAAAUUCAGUGUAACAUUCAAGACAGUCGACAACUAGACUGGUUAGUGUCACUUGUAAUGCGUAGUUGAUUGAAGGUGAAGUUAUAAAUCCAUAGUUUUAGUUGGUCAAUAUCAAUAUCUUUACAAUGGAAUCGGAAACAAACCAAAAUGAGACAUCACCAGGGACUUGUCUUACAAAGAAAACGAUAGCGUUCGUUGGUAUUGGGGUUUUAGUGGCUACAGCUAUUUGUGUCAGUGUUAUUGUUGCUGUUAGUGUCACAAGUGCUAAGCCAUCACCACCGAAGGCACCUUUAACUUUAAGUGAAUACAUAGAAAAGAUGAAUUUGAUUAAAGAUGAAAUUAAAUGGGUUAGUUAUAGCUCUGACAAUUAUUCAUUGACUGAUGCUUUAGCUGGCGGCGCUGGAUCCGUGGAUAAGAGUACUGUUUACCUUUGUCGAGCAAAGCAUCGAGCAAAUACAAGAAACAAAGAAGAACUGAUUCCUGGAACUUUUGAUCCCACAAGUGGUUUAUGUGCAGUCCCAUACGGUGAUAAAGCUAACGACCAUUCAGAGUUUGAGUUGCUUGUUACAAAGAAUCCAUCUCGAUUAAUUUGGAAAGAGGAUUCGAAAGGUCAUUUAAAAAGUGGUGCCGUUUCUGGUGGCCAAACUGCAUAUGAUGAAGAGCUUUACGUUACAAGAUUUCAAUACAAUGGCUAUACAGUUCUGGGUAAAUUACAUUUGGCUCAUAAUAAAGCUUCAGGCCCAGCUGAUGGAAUAGAGAAAUACCGAGAAACUUAUGAUCUUUUAUGUUUUUAUGAUUAUGCUUUGUAAAUUUUUUAAUCAAAAGUCCAACUUGAAUCAUCAGUUUUUAAAUCGUGUAACUUAUGUACCUGAAUAAGUAAUGUGUAAAUGUAGAUGUCGAUUUUUAAAUCUUCAUGUUGACCGUUUUUUCAAAUAAUAUUUUUACCAGAUUUCCUGGCCAUAAACUCUUUACUCUUCUAGUAAUCUUACCAGAACUACGAAACAAAAAUAACGCCAGAUUAUAUUUAAAGCUGAUAGAUUCCUUGAAUAAAUAACACCUUUUAUGUAGA